AUGAAAGGACAUGAAUCCAACGGUUCCGACGACACUUUAAGUGAGGACUUUGAAUCAGAUUUGCUUCCNCCCCCUCGCUACGACCAGAUCUACGACGCUAGUCACGAUCCUGAGGCGGUAGAACCCGAAGGAGAAGGUCCCUACCACAUCAGAGGUAUUCGGAUGUCUAGACGAGCAUCAAGUAACGAUACUGAUCUCCGAAACUCUNNAGAUGAUGGACGUGUGGACAUUGAUUUCAACUCAAGUGUCAUUCGAGCUUUCUCCAAAUGCUUUCCUUCUCCCGCAGCUGAAGACCCAGAACCAGCUCCUCCUGCUUACGAUUCCAAAAAGCCAGUUGUUUUUGGUACUGCAUCGAACCUGAAAUGGACGGUCAAGCUCAACAUUGUUAUUCAAGUUGUGGGCUCGAGGGGCGAUGUACAACCCUUCAUCGCUCUAGGCAAUGAGUUGCAGCGUUACGGCCACAGAGUCCGAAUUGCUACUCACGACAUAUUUGCCGCCUUCGUCCGACAAGCUGGACUCGAGUUCUAUCCUAUCGGAGGUGAUCCGGCAUCCCUGAUGGCAUACAUGGUCAAGAAUCCUAGUCUCAUGCCUUCGAUGAAGACACUCAUGUCAGGCGAGAUUGGUCGCAAACGUCAAAUGGUCGCUGAGAUGCUUUCGGGCUGUUGGGACUCAUGCGUCCUGCCGGACCAGUUCAGUGGUGAACCUUUUGUUGCGGAUGCCAUAAUUGCAAACCCUCCAAGUUUUGCACAUGUACAUUGCGCGCAAGCUCUGGGUAUCCCUGUCCACCUCAUGUUUACGAUGCCAUGGACAAGCACGCGCUCCUUCCCGCACCCCUUGGCAAAUUUGACCAACGUUGACGAAAGUCAUGCAACGGCCAACUACAUGUCAUAUCAUGUGGUCGAGCUGAUGACCUGGCAAGGAUUGGGUGAUGUGAUCAAUGAUUGGCGAGAGAGCAUCGAGCUUGAGCCUAUCAACUUUUGGGAUGGCCCAGCAUUGACACAAAUGCUCAAAGUCCCCUUCACCUAUUGCUUUUCACCAGGUUUAGUGCCUAAGCCCAAAGACUGGCCAGAAUAUGUUGACGUAUGCGGGUUCUUCUUCCGCGAUACACCUGCCUACGACCCCGAACCUGGUCUCGUGAAGUUCCUGGCCGCAGGACCUCCACCUGUGUACAUUGGUUUUGGUAGCAUUGUCCUCGAUAAUCCUGCCAAGAUGCUGUCUAUAAUUCUCGAUGCUGUAAGGGCUUCCGGUGUGAGAGCAAUUAUCUCGAAAGGAUGGUCUGAGCUCGAUGGCGAAGCGAGUGAAGACAUACAUUAUAUUGGUGAUUGUCCACACGAAUGGUUGUUCCCACGUGUGGCAGCUGUUGUGCAUCAUGGCGGUGCAGGUACUACCGCGUGCUCAUUGCGCAACGGAUGUCCGACGCUGUCAACCUUUUGGGGACAUAUGGUUGCUAACGCUGGUGCUGGUCCUGAUCCUCUACCACCACGUUAUAUGACUGUGGACACGCUAGCUGAGUCUAUCCGCUUCCUGAUGAAGAAAGAGACAUCGUUAGCAGCUGAGGUUCUUGCUGAGCGUAUGGAUCGCGAGCAGGGAGUCCAGGCCGCCGUGAACUCUUUCCACAGACAUCUUCCUCUCGAGAUGAUGCAAUGUGAUCUCAUCUCUGACCAACCAGCAGUUUGGACAGUCAAAUACCAAACGAAACCUUUGACUAUCGACCCUGUCCGCUGGGACCCUGUGAGUGGCCCAACAUCCGCUUUUGUGGGAACUACGAUGGACAUUGGAGGCUGCCUCACCGGCAUGGUCACUGAGCCAAUCAAAGCAUACCGCGACGAGAAACGACGACAGGACAAAUCCAAAGCGCUUGACACACCCAUGGGGACCCAGCAGGUGGGAGAAUCAAGUACAAGCGUACAUACCGUCACAUCAACAAAAUCCCGCGACAAAGAUUCAUCCGCAGGAAGCAAAGCAGCAUUGGCAGGUGCGAAGAGCCUAGGCUGGUUGGCACCAAAAGCCAUCAAAGGGAUGAUUGUGGACAUGCCCUUAGCCAUGGCUGAAGGAUUCCGCACCGCACCCAAACUUUACGGCGAUGAAGUAAGAGACCACGGUAAAGUGACAGGAGCUGGAAGCGGUUUUGCUGUGGGUGGUAAAACUCUCGCAUACGGCCUGUUCGAUGGUAUCGCGGGUCUUGGUAUACAGCCUUACAAAGAUUAUAAGAAGUCCGGGGCUGUCGGCAUAGCAAGUGGACUGGGGAAGGGACUAGCCGGUCUCGUGACCAAGCCCGGGCAUGCUUUCGUUGGUUUGUGGGCGUACCCAACCGUCGGUAUUGCGAAGAGCAUACGGUCUGCGGUGUACGACAAGUCUCGCAAGCUGGUUGAAGCACAGCGCGCUGCCGAAGGUCAAUGGCUAGCAGAACACCAGCAGUGGACGGGAAGCCAAGUGAUUGCGUUGAUGGAGAAGUUCAAUGACUUAGGCUCUAAAAAGAAGUAA
This is a messenger RNA of Aureobasidium musti, 2484 nucleotides long. Lineage: Eukaryota; Fungi; Ascomycota; Dothideomycetes; Dothideales; Saccotheciaceae. The record is from the annotation of a GenBank genome assembly.